AUGGCCGGCCGCAACUCGUUUGGCAGCCUCGUCGGCCUCGCAUUCCUGAACCAGGCGGCAGCUGGCCUCUCCUGGCUCGUCUGCAUGAUGAACCAUUCGUGCGCGCCAAACGCGUCCGUCGCCUUCGGCGGCGCGCCAAACGCGCCCGCGACGGCGCGCAUCGUCGCCUUGCGCGAGGUUGCGGCUGGCGAGGAGAUUGUCCACUCAUACGUGGAUUGCCGGCUGUCGAAGCGGGUGCGCGCAGAGGGGCUCGCCAUCUAUGGCAUCCGGUGCCAGUGCGCGAGGUGUGGGCGCGCGUAG
Molecule: messenger RNA, 300 nt
Organism: Emiliania huxleyi CCMP1516
Lineage: Eukaryota; Haptophyta; Isochrysidales; Noelaerhabdaceae
Exons: 2
Coding region: 1-300 (99 amino acids)
Molecular function (GO): protein binding
Source: RefSeq, a predicted model, not a curated record